Molecule: messenger RNA, 2733 nt
Organism: Crotalus tigris (Tiger rattlesnake)
Lineage: Eukaryota; Metazoa; Chordata; Lepidosauria; Squamata; Viperidae
Product: zinc finger protein 271-like
Exons: 1
Coding region: 452-1774 (440 amino acids)
Biological process (GO): regulation of transcription by RNA polymerase II
Molecular function (GO): DNA-binding transcription factor activity; RNA polymerase II cis-regulatory region sequence-specific DNA binding
Source: RefSeq, a predicted model, not a curated record
UCAGGAAGUUUCUCCUUAGUUCUAGGUUGCUUCUCUCCUUGAUUAGUUUCCAUCCAUUGCUUCUUGUAAGGGGUUAUUUUUGUAUUGUAUUGUAUGUAAGGGGUUAUUUUUGUAUUGUGGCAGGUUUGCUAAUUCAUUGUAAUGCAUACUUUUUUUCUUUUUUCACAUCUUCUGCAACCAUUUUAUAAACAAUUAAAGUUACACUUUUCUUUGAAUUUUAUAGACAAAGAGGAUGGCAAUAAGAGCACUCUGGAUGACUGAGAAUAACAAGCAACAUUGAAAAGGAAAGCAAAUCCAGCCAGGCACACAUUGGACAGAUGCUCUACAAAUGCUCUCGCUGUGGUAAAUGCUUUAGCAACUACUGCAACUUGGUGAUAUAUCAUGGGACUCACACCAAGAAGAAAGGGUAUCUCUAGUUUGUGGGGAACAUUUCAUUAGAAAUUCAUGCCCCAUGAGUCACCAGAGGACUCACAAAGGCAAAUUCUUUGAAUGUCCUGAUUGUGGGAAAAGUUUCAGUCAGAAUUCCCACCUGUUGAUACAUCAAAGGAUUCACACAGGAGAGAAACCCUUUGAAUGUCCUGACUGUGGGAAAACUUUCAGUCAGAAUUCCCACCUGGUGAUACACCAGAGGAUUCACACAGGAGAGAAACCCUUUAAAUGUCCUGAAUGUGGGAAACGUUUUAGUCAGAUUUCCAGCCUGGUGACACAUCAGAGAACUCACACAGGAGCGAAACCCUUUGAAUGUCCAGAUUGUGGUAAAGGUUUCAGUCACAAUUCCAGCCUGGUGAUACACCAGAGGACUCACACAGGUGAGAAACCAUAUCAGUGUCCACAUUGUGGGAAAAGUUUCAGUAGCAGUUCUAAGCAGGUGAAACACCAGAGGACACAUACAAAAGAUAAACAAUAUGAGUGUCCAGAGUGUGGGAAAAGUUUCCGUAAGAAUUCCCGACUGAUGACACACCAGACGACUCACAACAGAGAGAAAUCAUAUGAAAGUCCUGAUUUUGGGAAACGUUUGAGUAAAAAUUCCAGCCUGGUGACACAGCAAAGGACUCAUACAGGAAAAAAACUAUAUGAGUGUCCAGAGUGUUGGAAAAGUUUUAGUAAGAAGUCCAGCCUUGUGACACACCAGAGAAUUCACACAGGAGAGAAACCAUAUGUGUGUACAGAGUGUGGGAAAAGUUUCAGUAAGAAUUCCAGCCUUGUGACACACCAGAGGAUUCACACAGGAGAGAAACCAUAUGAGUGUCCAGAGUGUGGGAAAAGUUUCAAUAAGAAUUCCAGCCUCGUGACACACCAGAGGACUCACACAGGAGAGAAACCGUAUGAGUGUCCAGAGUGUAACAAAAGUUUCAGUCAGAAUUCCAACCUGGUGACACAUCAGAAGACUCACAUAGGAGAGAAACCGUAUCCGUGUCCAGAGUGUGGGAAAAGUUUCAGUCAGAAUUCCAGCCUUGUGACACAUCAGAGAACUCACACAGGAGAGAAACCAUAUCAGUGUCCAGAAUGUGGGAGAAGAUUCAGUCAGAAUUCUAGCCUCAUGACACACCAGAGGACUCACACAGGAGAGAAAACCUAUGAGUGUUCAGAGUAUGGGAAAAAUCUCUAUAAGACUUCCCACAUCAUGAGAGACCAGAGGACUCACACAGGACAGAAACUGCAUGCAUGUUCAGAGUGUGGGAAAAGUUUCAGACUGAAUUCCAAUCUGGUGAUGCACCAAGGACUCACAGGGGAGGGAAAUCCUAUGAGUGUCCAGACUGUGGGGAAAGUUUAAGUGAGAAUUCUGACCUGGUGGUACACCAGAGGAGCGGUCCCCACCUUUGCAGCUUGGGGCCCAGCCUUUUGUCUGUUUGCAAAAGCUUUUGGCACGGAGAAAAAAAGCCUUUGGGGGUGCAGCCCAGACACUCCCAACAGCGGUUUGGAUGUCCUGAGCAGGCAGCCUCAGUGGGUCAGCGAAGCUGGUCAUGGUGUGCUUGUGUCACUCAGCCUCUACUCUCACCGCUCCGCUUUUGGAGCAUUGUGAGCAGGCAGUUUGGCAGCCCGGCUGGGAGAGAGAGGGGAAUCGGGCCACACAAGCAACAGGAUAGCAUGCAUGUGCAACUCCACACAAGAGAAGUCUUUGUGGUGCCGCCCUUGUGAGUGGAACUGCACACAUACACCUGCCCGCCUCUCCCAUGGCCUGGUUCUGAACAGGCCAUGGCCCUCUUGUGGGGUGCAGCCUAGAGGUUGGGGACCCCUUUACCAGAGGAUACCAGGAGAGAAACUAUUUGAAUGUCCAGUUUGUGGGAAAUAGUUCAGUACUAGGUCUAUUGUAGGGCUAGGCGACCUCGGCUCUUUUAUGACUUGUGGACUUUAACUCCCAGAAUUCCUGAGCCAGCCACGCUGAGGGAAAGGUGAGAGGUUUCCAAGCUGAGCCAUGCUGGCUCAGGAAUUCUGGGAGUUGAAGUCCAUGAGUCAUAAAAGAGCCAAGGUUGCCUACCCCUACCUCUUAUUGAGUUUUACACACUGAGAAACCUUUCAGACGUCCAGUCUUGGACAAUACUUCACAUAAGAAAAUCCACAGGAGGCAAAAGUAGAUGAGUUUAGAGAAAGAUUGGAUUUCUUUUCUGAUUUCCAUUGGGAGUGCAGGUGAGAAAUUGACAAUAUGAAUUCUGGCCUGAUCUUUUUUAGUCAACACAACUCAAGAUUAGACCUAUAAUUGGAGAGAGAAAUAAAUGGAAAAUGUUACUUUGA